AACUACCAAUUGCUGGGGGCUGCUGCUUUCACAGGUCACCCGAGAUGGAUCUAGGAAGGAUGGAUACUCACAGCCCUGGGUAUAUAGUGGCACGAUCUGUCUACUCUGAACCAAGUUUCCAAGAUGAAAAUGAAAAGAAGGAAAUUGUGAAGAAGACCAUAAAGGAACGGCUGCAAAAGAGUUGCAGCUGUACAACUAAAAGGGCUCUUACGAUUGUCAAGUCAUUUUUCCCGAUCCUGGACUGGCUGCCUCAGUACAGAUGGAAGGAAUGGUUUGUUAGUGACCUUAUUUCUGGAGUCAGCACAGGUCUUGUGGGCACACUGCAAGGUCUGGCUUUCGCAUUACUUGCUUCUGUUCCCGUCGGCUAUGGUCUCUACUCAUCUUUCUUCCCCAUUCUCACAUACUUUUUCUUGGGAACAUCAAAACAUAUCUCAGUUGGACCAUUUCCUGUAGUCAGCUUGAUGGUGGGAUCAGUUGUUCUUUCUAUGGCUCCUGAUGAAAAAUUUCUAAUCCCAAGUAACACAACUGGACUAAACAAGACUGUGAUAGACAUAGUAGCCAGAGAUGCAGCCAGAGUUGUUGUCUCAGGAACUCUGAGUUUCCUAAUUGGAAUCCUUCAGCUUGCCUUUGGAAUCUUUCAGGUUGGCUUCAUUGUCAGGUACCUGGCUGACCCUUUAGUAGGUGGUUUCACCACAGCAGCAGCUUUUCAAGUGUUUGUCUCCCAAGUCAAAAUAGUGCUCAAUGUACCUACCAAGAACUACAAUGGAGUACUCUCUAUAAUAUAUACAAUUAUAGAUAUAUUUAGAAAUAUUGGACAAACCAACAUUGCUGAUAUGAUAGCUGGGCUCCUGACUUUAUUUGUGUGUGUGGUGGUUAAAGAAAUAAACGAUCGCUACAAACACAUACUUCGUGUACCUAUCCCUAUAGAAGUAUUGGUGACCAUAGUGGCUACGGGGAUUUCAUAUGGAGUUAACCUGGCACAGAAAUACAAUGCAGGCAUUGUGAAAACAAUUCCUAGUGGUUUUAUCCCCCCCAUGAAUCCAGAUGUAAGCAUGUUUCCUGAAAUGAUUAGCUCAGCAUUUUCUAUUGGUAUAGUGGCCUAUGCUGUGGCUGUAUCUGUGGGCAAGGUGUAUGCCACCAAAUACAACUAUGCAAUCGAUGGCAAUCAGGAGUUCAUUGCAUUUGGGAUCAGCAACUUGUUCUGUGGGGCUUUCUCUUGCUUUUGUGCCACUACUGCUUUGUCACGUACAGCUGUCCAGGAAAGUACGGGUGGAAAAACUCAGAUUGCUGGAAUCAUUUCAGCCUUCAUUGUGCUAAUCGCAAUAGUAGCACUUGGCCGACUCCUCGAACCUUUGCAGAAAUCAGUACUGGCUGCUAUAGUUAUUGCAAAUCUUAAGGGAAUGUUCUGGCAAGUGUUUGAUGUACCGCGUUUAUGGAAACAAAAUAAAUGGGACUCAGCCAUUUGGGUGUUCUCCUGCAUUGCUUCCAUCAUACUAGGGCUUGAUCUGGGACUAUUGGCUGGAUUAAUUUUUGGACUAUUGACUCUUGUCCUUCGAGUUCAGUUCCCAUCUUGUGGUGGUCUUGGAAAUAUGCCUGGAACAGACCUGUAUAAGGAGGUCAAAAAGUACAAGACUGCCGUUGAACCAGAAGGGAUUAAAAUUGUUCGAUUUGCUAGUGGUAUCUUCUAUGGGAAUAUUGACGGUUUCAAAAAUGGCAUCAAGAAAAUUGUUGGAUUUGACUGUGUCAGAGUUUUUACCAAAAGGACCAAAGCUCUGCGGCAGAUUAACCAACUUAUCAAGAAAGGACAGCUAAGAGCAACAAAGAAUGGUAUCAUCAGUGAUGCUGGUACUGAUAAUAAUGCAUUUGAGCCAGAUGAUGAGCUGGAAGAGCCUGAAUCAGAACAGAAUGGGGGAAUACAAUUGAAAGAAGUUGAGGUCCAAGUUGACUGGAGUUCAGAACUACCUGUGAAAGUCAAUGUCCCAAAAGUUUCUAUACACAGCCUUAUUUUUGACUUUGGCCAGAUUUCUUUCGUUGAUGUGGUGGCUGUAAGAUCUCUGAAAGUGAUAUACAAAGAAUUCAAGAGGAUUGAUGUAGAUGUCUAUAUUGCAGCAUGCGAUGAUCACGUUUACAAAAAAAUGGAAGAAUGUUUAUUUUUUGAUGACCAAAUUAAGCCAGACAUCUUCUUCUUAAGUGUUCAUGAUGCUGUGCUAUACAUAGAGAACCACAGGAAGUACAGCGAUGGACAUGAUCCAUUACUGGAGAAGAUUUCACUUAUGCAGGAGUCUAAAGACCCAUUGGAUUUCACUGAUAUUGAGCCAGUAAAUCAGGAGCUGGAUGCCCAAGAAGAGGCUCUCAGAAGACUUGCAUCAUGAACAAAAUCCUGGAUCUUCUAUCUCUGUGGGAGCAGUAUUUGCCUUCUUGUAUUUUCCUGAACUUCGUCUGGAACUCAGUUUGCCAGUUAAUUACUGAUUUCAGUGUACAAACAUUUUGCUGCUCCCCAUAGAUUGUAAUGUUGUGGUAAUGGGUGUGGUAUUGUAUAUGGUAGUAUUUAAUUCAACCUACAUCUAAGCUUACAAAUGACAGAUAAGUGAUGCAAACCAAAUCCAUGCAUAUUCCUUAACACCACCAUCAUUCCGAUGAGAAUGUGCUUUGAUCAGGUACAUAGAACGUGACGUGCAAUAUCCCAUAGCUGGGAAGGAAUAUAUCAAUAACG
Messenger RNA from Nanorana parkeri, 2713 nucleotides. RefSeq names its product pendrin-like. The record is from RefSeq and is a predicted model, not a curated record. The transcript has 21 exons. Bases 45 to 2372 code for a protein of 775 amino acids. Gene Ontology annotation, cellular component: membrane. NCBI's taxonomy places the organism in Eukaryota, Metazoa, Chordata, Amphibia, Anura, Dicroglossidae. Gene Ontology annotation, biological process: transmembrane transport. Gene Ontology annotation, molecular function: secondary active sulfate transmembrane transporter activity; chloride transmembrane transporter activity; bicarbonate transmembrane transporter activity.